CUCAGAAAUGCAAUUGUAAAUAUUUCUAUGUGUUGCAUGAAGUGACUGUCAGAUGGUGGGUGUAACCGAUUGUUCUUUAAAAGCUCUCUUCACUCAGUAUAUUUAGCUCAAGAAGGGACAUUUACACAUGAAAAUUGCUACAUCUGAAUGAGCUAUCUAAGAUAUCGUUCUCUCAGUCAAGGUAUUCAAGGUAUGAGAAAUCUAAAAAGAGACAGAUGAAUAGAUAUAUAUCACAGUGAGAUUUCUUCUUACUUAUAAUUAGUCUUGGUUUAUUUAACCGGUGUUUAGUAAUAGCCUUUAAAGAUGUAUUGUCAUUUUCCAGGAUUUUUAAUAUCAUGUCUACUUAUGCCUAUAUUUAACAAAUCGGUAUUUGUGAGGUGUGAAAGAUAAAAUUAAUAUAGAAAUCCCCUCCUCUUUACCUGCAGUUGGGUGCCUCCAUCUUAGCUCUCAUUCAAUCUUUCUGUCCUUUGCAUCUGGUACUCAGCAUAGCGAAAGCAUACAGAGUGGAGGAGAACUGGAACAACGUUUCUAUUUCUCCCCUUCCUUUGCAAUGUUUGCCCUAGCUUUCUGUCUGAACUGGAGUAUGAUGUGAUUUGCUAAAUAUUUAAUAUAUAUUUAAAAGAAGAGCACAUCUCAUAAGAAAGGUUUACUCAAGUUAUAGGUGUAUUUUGGUGUUUUGUACAGCGAAGUGACAGUUUCUCUUUAACAAUAUUAAUUUUGUCCAAAGCAAAUAGUAACCAGUGAAGCGUUUAUUUCAAAUAAAAUGCAAAUAUCACUAGUCCGUAAUAUUGUUUUAUAUUUUAAAUGUAGAUUUUGUGAUUAAAGGACCACUAUAGUGCCAGGAAAACAUACUCGUUUUCCUGGCACUAUAGUGCCCUGAGCGUGCCCCCACCCUCAGGGACCCCCUGCCACCGGGCUGGAUGGAGAGGAAGGGGUUAAACUUACCUCUUUCUCCAGCACCGGGCGGGGAGCUCUCCUCCUCCUCUCCGCCUCCUCUCCUCCUCUUCGGGUGAAUGUCCAUAGGAAAGUAUUCACAAUGUUUCCUAUGGACGCUGGCAUCUUCUCACUGUGAUUUUCACAGUGAGGAGCGCGGAAGCGCCUCUAGCGGCUGUCAAUGAGACAGCCACUAGAGGCUGGAUUAACCCUAAUGUAAACAUAGCAGUUUUUUCUGAAACUGCUAUGUUUAUAGAAAAAAGGGUUAAACCUAGCUGAACCUGGCACCCAGACCACUUCAUUAAGCUGACGUAGUCUGGGUGCCUAUAGUGGUCCUUUAAAGAUCUCUACAGGCCACAAACCAUAGACACUGUAAAUCAUGCAAAGUGUUUUUCUUGUUGUUGUUAGAAUUCUGGAGGAAUUUUACAUAAAUAUAAAUGUCAAUAUCCACAUGAAAUAAUGAAAAUUUAAAACAGGACUGAUUUUCAGAAGAAUGUAUGAUUAAUUUUUUUUUCUUUACCUCAAAAGCAUUAUAUGUUUCAUUUAAUUUACACAAUUAGAGAAUACCAUGAAACAUAUAUGUGACGAGACCAAUCUCGCCAGAUUGCAUUGGAGAAGCCUGGUUGCUCGCCUGUUGCCUUUGGAUUAUGGCCCCAUGUUCAAAGGCUUGAUUUUCCCCUGCAAAGACAUGAAAGCCGGGUCAUUUGGUGCUUGCCCUGUUUGAGCGGUGAUACGCCAGAUAGCUAUGCCAUGAAAGACUAUGGGAAAGACUUUGGCUCCAUGGCAAUUGAACUGUAUGUGUGUGCUCUGAGUGCCAUUCAGUAAUAAUGUGCACUCAGAUCUGAGCUAUCUGGGGAUAUGUUGAAUGUACCUGUUUUGUGCAAUGGCUGUACAGUUAUGUGUUUUUAUGUGUUUUAUUGUCUUUUGCUGCCAUGUGUCGAAUGGAUUUUUGCCUCUGUCUUUGGAGAUAAUUGGAUUACUUCCCAAUUAUCUCCAGGAUAGAAGACUCUGUGGAACUGGUUUUGGGCAGAAAAACCAUGCUUCCUUUGGUCACAAAGGACUACGAUCUAUCUUUUGAACCACUGGACCAAUUUGGAUGAUUUUGACAUAUGUUUGUAUUUGGAGUAUGCGGAUUCUGAAAAAAUUUUUAUGUGAAUGUGAUGCAUACUUUUCAAGUUAUGAAUAAUGUGGAAAAAUUGUAGUUCUCUGCUUGUUAUAAUUACAUUACCCAUUGUGUGAGGUAAUUGUAUCACAGGCAGAGGGGAGGAAUUUAUGUGGGAGUGUCUGAGUGUAUUGUAUGUGUUUAUUGGUUGUGUUCCAAUACCCUGUAGGUGGUACUAAUGUGUAAGAAUGUGUACAUAAGCACAAUAAACCCACAGCUCUGACUGUUCACUGCUUGACCCUCAACACGGAGCUUUGUCUCGUUCUUGGGGGGAUUUAUUGUAUGCUGUUCCAGUUCGACUGCUAGGAGUGUAAACCUAUUCGUAUGGUUUUUCCUAUUCAGCUGUUUACAGCAUUCAUAUGCUUCUCCGGUUCGGUGGAUUGGUGUCUACAGUAGCUGCCUGUGUCUCUGGAAGGGGAAGAUCUUCUAAACGGCGGUGUAACCCAUUUAUGCCUGGGGUGCCGUUACAAUAUAUACUAAUUGUUAUAAUUCAUCACAAUUGUAAAUGUGUAUGUAUUGCAUUUUCUUUUUGCAGUGAUGUGCAGCACCUUACAUUAGAAUAUGCACAAAGAGAAAAUGAUCCUUUAAAAGGACAAGUUUGGGUACCAUAACAGCGUCAUCAAAAUCAAGUUGUUAUGGUACUAGGAGGCUUGGCUUUAGGGGUUAAACCAUUCUUCAAAUAGGGACUCUUCCCUUGGGCACACCUAGAUGGAUAUGGAAAUAAUUAUUUGUAUUUUGUAAGUAACAGGUGAAAGUAUCCCUGUGGCAAAAGUCUAAAUUGCUAUGUAAUUACAGCCUACAUGUGGAAAUAAAUUAUUGUGGGCACUAGCAUGUAACAAGGUGCACUGAAAUAUAAAAUAAAAUAUUCUGUAAGAUUUUGCUCCCAGAAAAUCUACUUAUAGAGUUACUCCAAGUUCUGUUGUAAUUGCUAUGAUGCUAUUAGUACCCUGGCCCUGUUCAUCAGUAUUGGGGCAAACUCUAACAUGGGGCCUACUUGGUGCUGAGCCUCGUCUAAUGUCAGUUGACACACAUCAAGGCUCUGAAAAGUUGUAGAAGACGGAUGUCAGUCCCACCGGUCAUUCACUGGCUGAGAGUGUUAAAGGACCACUCUAGGAACCCAGACCACUUCAGUUUAAUGAAGUGGUCUGGGUGCCAGGUCCUUCUAGGGUUAACCAAUUUUAUAAUAAACAUAGCAGUUUCAGAGAAACUGCUAUGUUUAUUAAUGGGUUAAGCCUUCCCCCUAAUCCUCUAGUGGCUGUCUCAUUGACAGCCACUAGAGGCGCUUGCGUGCUUCUCACUGUGAUUUUCACAGUGAGAGCACGCCAGCAUCCAUAGGAAAGCAUUGUAAAUGCUUUCCUAUGCGACGGGCUGAAUGCGCGCGCAGUUCUUGCCACGCAUGCGCAUUCAGCCCAGGAGGAGGAACGGAGGAGGAGAGAAGGAGGAGAGCUCUCCGCCCAGCGCUGGAAAAAGGUAAGUUUUGAACCCUUUCCCCCUUCCAGAGCCGGGCGGGAGGGGGUCCCUGAGGGUGGGGGUACCCUCAGGGCACUAUAGUGCCAGGAAAACGAGUAUGUUUUCCUCGCACUAUAGUGGUCCUUUAACUGAGUGCUCUCAGUCAAUUAAUAAUGGUUUAUUAAAAUAAUAUGCAUAUAAAUUAUUAGUUCUAGCCUGGCCAGUGAUGCAAUCAGAGUUUAAAGGACCACUCUAGGCACCCAGACCACUUCAGCUUAAUGAAGUGGUCUGGGUGCCUGGUCCUUCUAGGGUUAACCCAUUUUUUAAUAAACAUAGCAGUUUCAGAGAAACUGCUAUGUUUAUUAAUGGGUUAAGCCUUCCCCCAAAGCCUCUAGUGGCUGUCUCAUUGACAGCCACUAGAGGCGCUUGCUGCUUCUCACUGUGAUUUUCACAGGCGCGCGUUAUUAGCGACGGAGGAGGAUCGGAGGAGGAGAGCUCCCCGCCCAGCGCUGGAAAAAGGUAAGUUUUUACCCCUUUCCCCUUUCCAGAGCCGGGUGGGAGGGGGACCCUGAGGGUGGGGGCUCCCUCAGGGCACUAUAGUGCCAGGAAAACGAGUAUGUUUUCCUGGCACUAUAGUGGUCCUUUAAGUUACACCUCCAGCAGGAACAUGGAAAUGUUUCAGUAUGUGUAGAAUUUAAUGGUGAAAUGCUACACAUACAGGAUUGCCAGAAGAAAAACAAAGAUAGAGCCAAAAAUUAGGUACACUAAAGAAACGGGGGGUAACCCCAAGUAAAAAUUAGGUACACUAAAGAAACAGGGGGUAACCCCAAGUUGGCCACACUUGCCAAUCUACCUGUGCAGUCCUUAUCAGUUCUGUUUUUUUUGGUAACAAAUUGUUAGUUAGAUUAGAUAGUCUUGACAGUUCAUUUAUUUUUGUAAGCGGUUGUCGCACAUAAUUAGAGACCAUAUCCUAGUUUUUUGUUAGCGGUUGUUGCAUACAAUUAUAGAAUAUACCAUAGCUUACAUUGUGAUUUUUUAUUUACCACUAGGUAUUUUUUAACAGGGUAUAGAUUUCUAAUACCCAUUAUUUGUUAAUAGUUUGUACACAGGCACAUUCACCACACAUUAUCCUUGUCAUAAGGUUUUUGUUUAAUAAAAUUUAGUUAUUUUUUGCCUUCUGAUUGAGGCAUUUUAUUAAUCCAGUACUAUGUCUGGCAGUGAUCAGUCCAUUAUUUCUGAGAUUUAACAAUAAGUCAUGCAUCUUUGACUCCAAUUUCAGACUGUGUAGGUACACCACCCUUCUUUCUGAUGCUGCACAUACAGACACUAAGCACCAUCACCACUUCAAAACACUGAUGUGCUAAUUGUGCUUGGUGUAAUGCUUUCAAAAAUGACAAAAAAAAAAGAGUAAAAUUAUUUUAAAGCACAGAUUCUAUUUUGCCCUAUCAUCAACUUGCUUUGUGUAUCCAAGAUUGCAGAUGCAAAUAUCUAUUAUUGCAAAACACCAGGGAAAUAUAGCAGGACAGUGGGACAGACCCCAAAAUCAUGACUGUCCCACCAACAGCGGUAGUGUUGGGAGGCCUGGAGUAAUGUUGGAUAAAAGGUAUAUCAUUAACUGCCAUACAACUCCUACAAUACUUUGCAAGCUGGGGAUCUACCAUUUGCCCAUCCUUCCAGGGUUGUUUUUAUGAGCAGUGUCUGCGUGUUUGAAUGUAAGCAUAUUUUUGGAGUAUAUGUGAAUGUAGACAUGCAUUUGUGUGUAAUGUUUGUAUUUAAAUGCAAGGAAAUAUUUUUGUGUAGUAUUGGUGUUUGUCAUUGUUUGUAGUGUUCACAAAAAGUAUUUGCAUCUGAAUGCAGUUGGGUGGGGUUUUGAGUGUAGUGUUUGCGUUUAGUCUUUGAAUUCUGGGAUGCCCAUUAUGGGAAACAAAUCUGAAUUAUGUAUUGAAAUUGUACAAGUAUUGAUAAACAGGUGUAGCCUUGUGCACAAUAAUCACAAAUAAGUAGAAUCAAUUUCUAAAGAAAGAAAGCAAAAUGUAUUUAUAACAAGGUAACACUAUUUAUAAACAAAGAAGCAAAAAUCAAACAAUUAGUCUCCAGACAUUAAAAAUAAAUUAAACAAAUAAGACAUAGAUUGACAUAUUUAGAAAAUCAAUUAACAAUUGCAGAAUUGAAUGCACAAACUGUACCAAUUAUGAUAGAACCUAGGCCAGGCAUAGGCAACCUUCGGUACUCCAGAUGUUUUGGACUACACAUCCCGGGAUGUUUUGCCAGCAUUAUGGGUGUAAGAGCAUUUAUGGGGGAUGUAGUCCACAACAUCUGGAGUGCCGAAGGUUGUUUAUCCGUGACCUAGACAGUUCAAAGGUAUGUGUGUUAGGUGAUAAAGCGAUAAUGAUUAGCAAGGCCUACUAAAAAAUUAAAUAUUUAACUAAACAGUGUACAUCAGGUAACAAAGAGUUAAAGAAAUGGAAACAAUAUAAACACUUUGGUAUUGUGCUGUUUUAGCACAACAAUAACAGGAAAUACAUAAACAUUUUAUUAUGAAUUAUUUGAGAAUUGUGAACUAUUAAACUGACUAAUCGCUUGUUUACACUGUGCAGGAAUGUCUGAUCCAGUUACUGCUUAGUGAUAAUAAGGCCUAGUUUAGAAGUGAAGCAGAAUUAUGUUCUCUGCAAUAAAAAAUGAUUAAAAAAUUAAAUAAAUAAAAGAACAAAAACAAGAACAUAAAACAUAAAACAGCGUAAAUGUAGAAUUGCCCUUUUGAAAAGAUGCUUAUUAUUAUUAUUAUUAUUGCCAUUUAUAUAGCGCCAACAGAUUCCGUAGCGCUUUACAAUAUUAUGAGAGGGGAUUUAACUAUAAAUAGGACAAUUACAAAUAAACUUACAGGAACAAUAGGUUGAAGAGGACCCUGCUCAAUCGAGCUUACAUUCUAUAGGAGGUGGGGUGUAAAACACAUUAGGACAGGAUAUGCUUAUAUUCCUAUAUGUAUAUUAAACUGUAGUAUUAUAGAUUUCAGUAUAUCUAUAGUAAUUAUUUUCAACCAAGGGGUGCUGAGAGGAGAGGACCUAAAACAAAUAAAACCACAAAAAAAUGUAUGUAUCUGUCAGUGUCUGUCAGUGACUGUUUGUCAGUUUGUGUGUCUGUCAGUGAGUGUUUCAAAUCAGUGAGAGUGUGCAUCUGUCAGUGAGUGUAUCUGUCAGUGUGUGUGUCUGUCAGUGAGUCUGUGUGCAGGGCCGGUGCAAGGAUUUCUGCUGCCCUAGGCAAAGAUCAAUUUUGCCGCCCCUUCAUGUCACACACUCACUGACAGACACACACUCUGACACACAUACACCCACUCACUGGCACACACACACACAGAAACUCACUGACAGACACACACACACACACCCAGAAACUCACUGACAGAUAUACACUCACGCACUGACAGACACACAGACAGACACUCAGUGACAGACAUACACACACAGACACUGACAGACAUACACUCACUCACUGACAGACAGACAUACACUCACUCACUGACACACACACAGAAACUCACUGACAGACAUUCACUCACUGACACACACACACUCACUGACAGACAGACAUACACUCACUCACUGACACACACACAUACACUCACAGACACUCACUGACAGACACACACACACACAAACACUCACUGAGAGACACACACACACAGAUACUCACUGACAGACAUACAUUCACUCAAUGACAGACAGACACACACACACACACACACACCCACUGACAGACAUAUACUCACUCACUUACGCAAACACACAGACUUAGUGACAGACAUUCACUCACACACACACACACACACAGACACUCACCGACAGACAUACACAUUCACUCACUGACAGACAUACACACACACACACUCACUGACAGACAGACACACACACACACACUCACUGACAGACACACACACACACUGACUGACAAACACUCACCUCCCUGUGGUCCAGUGUGGGGGAGCUCCUGACUCCUCCUGCCCGUCGUUUAGUAUGCCGGGCCGGAAUGAUUUCAUAUUCUGGCUCCAGACAUCACAGAGGACGCAUGGGGGAGGCGUGAGAGGCUGCAAGAAGAGCCUCCCUCGCAGCCUUCCUGCUCCGUCCCCCUCUCCUCCAGUCACCAGCAUUUGAUGGCAGAGCAGUCACCUCUCAACAAGGUAAGAAGGUGCCUGCUCUGCCAUACUGUGACAGGGCUCCUCCGCGCGCCUCAACCUUCGGGCACCUGGAGGAAUGGCACAGGGUGAGGGAAAUAUCCCAGUAAAUGCCUAGUUCACCUAACGGUGGCACCUGCCCUGUGUGUGUGAGUGUGUUUCAAAUCAGUGAGAUUGUGUCUGUUACUGAGAGUGUGUGUCUGUGUGUAUGUCAGUAAGUGUGUCUGUCAGUAAAAGUGUGUGUAUGAUUACAAAAAGUGGUGGCGCUCAUAGAUGGAGAGGUGGAGUCUUUGCCAUACAAACAUGCGUGUUAGGACUGGAUAUCUGAAAAGGGGAGGAGUUAGUAAGAUGACCACGCUCACCUGGAGUGCCCCCCAACAAAUCUGCACCCAGGAGUCUGUGACCUUAGGAUCUCCCCUGUUUCCAACUAUCAUUAGUUAUAUGUGUAUUUCUACUUAAAUUACCUAAAAUAAACAUUUACACUGCCACACACAUAGAGACACUGUGAUAAACAAAUACACACAACUUGCAUACAGACACACAAAUAUACAAACAAAUGCAAAUCAUAAUUUGCAUAUUUUAGUCACCCUCCUGUUUUCAUACCUUUUGAGUGCAGGAGAGUGGCUUCCCUGAGGUCCAGUGGGAUCUGGGUACAGACAGUGCUGGCUGACGCUAAUGGGAGUUUUAGGCUGUCUCUUUCCCCGCUCUCUCCUCUUUACUCUUGACGCUAUGUAAGUUUGGAAUAGGUGAACUAAACUCACUCCUACCAACACAGCAGUUUAACUGCCGAUUUAACAGAGGCCCAGUCUCGUAAAGGGCCGUGGUACAUGACCUGCCCCCUGAUCAGAGAUGCCCAUAAGUUAAUCUCGUACUUAUGGUCCCUGGUACAGCUGCACCAUGGAAAGUUCUGCCGUUGGUCCAAAACAGUGCUUGCUUAGACUAGUAUACAAAGAAAUCCAAAGUUGUAAUACAAAGGAUACAGAGGCGCAAAAUGGAACUUGCUAGGUGGACUAGUGCAACACAAACAUUUGAUGGAGGAAAGAGAAUAAACAAACAAAUGGGCACAUACACCUAAGGCUAUUUGUCUAUUCCUUCCCUUUAUUAAAUGUUUUGGUGGCACUAGAGCACUAAGCAAGUCUGUCUUCUUUUUUUUUUGCUAAUAUGGUAUUAGAAGAGAUAGUUGUGCAAUGUAGACAAUCUUUGCUUAGAAAAGUGGUGUGGAGUUUUCACAUUAGCAAUUGUUUGUCUGAAGCCCCUACAUCAUUCACACAAAAAAAAUCUUGCAGAGCUUGUUCUUAGCUGUGUAUACACAAAAAGGAACAAUUUGCUAAGUUCACACCCAGCUUGUUUAACUCGUUUAUCUUAUUCACCUCACUGACAAAUUUCACUUGCAUUCAAAACCCACCCUCUGUGUACAGCCUGGCUAGUAAUUUCCCAUAGUUCCUGUAUGCAUUAAGUGACAUAUCUUAUUAACCCCUUAAGGACACAUGACGGACAUAGUCCAUCAUGAUUCCCUUUUAUUCUAGAAGUUGUAUCCUUAAGGGGUAAAGGGUCCUCCAGUAUAAUACAUAGCUGAGCUUCAAUAUAUCUUAAUAAAUUACCUACAGCCUUCCACUAUCUGUCUAUGGUGUGUGAGUUCUUCAUCUAUUGCUACUUAAUACAGGACACUGUAACAUAUUUUAUUGCUUUUUUCUACUUUUUUUUCUACUUUAUUAUUUUUGCACAUGGUACAAAGGUAUGCAUUUUAUUUAUUCAGGACCAUGCAGAUAUAAACACUCAAGUUAUCCAAUUUGAUAAGAUGUGAUACAUUACUGCCCCGCCCCCAAUCUGCCCCCUUGCUGACAUGCUCAGAAUUUAUGAUUUCAGCCAAUCCAAUGCUUUCCCAUAGGAAUCAAUGCAUCUCUAUGAGAAAAAUUCAGCAUCUCCAUGCAGAGGGUGGGGACACUGAAUGGCAGUGCUGCACACUGUGCAGCAUUGCCCCACAAAGAACCUCCAGUGGCCAUCUGAGGAGUGGCCACUGGAGGUGUCCCUAAGGGGCAAUGUAAACACUGCCUUUUCUCUGCAUGGAAUGAUUAUACUCACCAGAACAACUACAUUGAGCUGUAGUUGUUCUGGUGACUAUUAAGGUGGUUGAGCGUGAAGUGCAAUAUUCUAAUGUUAAUCUUGACAAUAACAUUUAUGUUCUUCUAAAAACCUUCUCUCCAACCACUAAAAGAAAGGAAAUCCCAAACACCUUAGCAAAUCAAAAGGUAAAUGAUAACUCUUUUCUGAUUCUGUGACAAAAUCUCCAUACAAUGUGCAGAUUGUGCCUGCUGAGUACUUGAAUGUGAUAUUAGGCGUGGAACCGUAGUAAAAAAAAAAAAAAUAUAUAAAAACAGAAGAAAGGUUUUGUGAAUAUGUCUUUAUAUAAUGAUCUUGUAGUCUAGUCUAAAUUGUUCAAGAGGCUGCAAUCAAUCAUGUAAACAAGUUUAAUUAUUUUUAUUAAAAAGUUAUAGUUGUAGUUAAAUCAUAUUAUUAUUAUUAUAGUUUAAUUAGUAUAAUUCUCUAUUUGGGUACUAAUUCUGGAAGAUGGUUGGGGCUGUCUCAAGGCAAACUGAACUUAAAGGUCUGCUUGAUGUCAAUUUGGAAUUGCAACGUAAGAAUUAUUUGGAAAUCAAUGAGAGUGUCAAAAAUCUUGCAAAAAUGGCAGAAUCUACGGGUCAAAUCCAUUUACAAAAAAAGGACACCUGGAUAAUAAUAAAAAUGACUGGGCUAAUGAGCUUGACCUGUGGUGUGAUUUUCAAGUAUUUAAAUCCUUGAAAAUUUGCAGUAUCGCAGCUUUUGAAGACGUCUGGUUUUCUUAGGCAUGAAACGCAUCGAGCAGAAUAUUUCUAUUUAUUGCACAAGCUUGACAGAGCAUCCUAAUUUGUGCCCACCUAAAAAUCCGCUUCAGGGGAGUACCUAGAAUCUUUGGAGUCACAACGAUUGGUUUUAUUCAUUGAUCUCCUUCCUGCCUGUGAUGGACUUGUUAUGUGGGGGGGCUUAUUAGGUCUAUGCUCAUUUUGCACAUUAUUCAUGUAUUUGAGUGUUGUUUUUUGUGUAUUUUUAUUAUUAUUUGUGUUUUUUUAAAUACAUUUUUUGUGCCAUGAUUUUUUUUUCUUAUCCGUUUCUAUGUUUCCUAUUGACUUUUAUUGACCCAUUCCGCUACCUGCAGAGAUGCUCCCGUCACUUUUCCUCCCUUAUUAGAUCAUGCAAUCCCAGGUGUCUCUUAAAUACCUACAACUCUCUCCUUCGCCUUAUAUGCUACUUUACCGACAAGAUUGAACAGUUAAGGAAAUAAUUCUCCCCCCUUUGCUCCUCUUUCUUGCAACCACACCUGGACCAUACCUUCCCUAUCUUUCAUGCCAUCUCCCCAACUACAGAACAGGAGGUGGCUGCACUUCUCCUCUUGUCCCACCACCCACCCGCUUGAUCCCUUCUUACCUUAUCAGAUCUGUCUCCCCUUGUCUUGUACCAUCCUUAACACACAUCCUCAACUGUUCUCUUUCAUCUGGUGUUGUUUCUGCUCCUCUUAAGCAUACUACUGUCGUACGCAUCCUAAAAAACACCAUGCCUAGACUAGUCUUCCCCUUCAAACUAUCAACCCAUAUCCCUGCUUCCUUUUUCCUCAAAGCUUCUAGAAAGACUUGUCUCUACUCUUAUGGCUCACUUCCUAAAUUCCAACUCCCUCCUCAAUUCUCUUUAAUCUGGCUUCCGCCCCCUCCACUCUACUGAGACUGCUCUUAUUAAAGCUACAAAUUACCUAAUCACAGCUAAAUCCAAAGGCCACCCAAAUGCUCCAUACCAAUUCUUUUUUAACUCUCUGCCGCCUUUGACACUGUUGAUCAUGUCCUCCUUCUCCAAACACUUUAAUCCCUCAGUCUCUGUGACACUGUCCUCUCAUGGUUCUCCUUCUAUCUCUCCCAAUGUUCAUUCAGUUUCUCCUUUUGCAAUGACACCUCCUCCCCUUGUCCUGUCUUGGAUGGAGUACCCCAAGGAUCUGUUCUUUGUCCUCUUUUGUUCUCUCUUUAUACUGCAUCUCUUGGCAAACUCAUUAGUUCCCUUGAAUUCCACUAUAUAUGGAUUCCACUAUAUCUCUCCUCCUCUGAUCUCUCACCCACAGUCCUACAACGUUUCACUGCUUGCCUUUCUUCAAUCUCUGACUGGAUGUCCUCCCACUUUCUAAAACUCAAUUUCUCAAACUGAGAUUCUUAUUUUUCCUCCUAAAGGUGGAUUCUCCUCCUUCGCUUUCCCUGCAAGUUGAUGGUACUUGUUGAUGGUCCAUCCUUUCAAGCUUGUUGCCUUGGUGUUAUCUUUGAUCCUUACCUUUGCACCUCAUAUCUAAUAUCCUGCUAAAACCUGUCGAUUUCACCUUAAAAACAUUGCCCGCAUCCACCCCUUUCUCACGCAAGAUGCUGCCAAGGAGCUUGUUCAUGCUUUAGUAAUCUCUUGCAUGGAUUACUGUAAUUCUUUCCUAACUGGUUUCCCCUAAAGCCGAACUGCCCCACUACAAUAUGUAAUGAAUGCUGCCGCCAGACUGAUCUUUCUCACCUGUCACUCCUCCCUUACCUUUCCUCUCUGUCGAUCCUUACACUGACUUCCUGAAUCCUAUAGGUGUCAAUUCAAAAUAUUAACCCUUACCAAUAAAGCUCUAAACAACUCAAGCCCAUGUUACAUUUCUUCACUUCAUAGAUAUGCCCCUUCUCGGACUCUCCGCUCUGCCCAUGACCUUCUCUUGUCUGCUGCUCGCACCCUUACUGCUAAACAUGCGCUUGCAGGACUUCUCGUGGACGGCUCCCUUUCUCUGGAAGAGCCUACCUACUGCCAUCAGACUCUCCCCUAGUCUUCAAUUGUUUAGGAAGUCCCUCAAAACACAUCUGUUCAGAAAUGCCUAUGGAUUCCCAGAGUAAAUUAUCUAUACUUAUCAAAAUCUGUCUCUUGCUCUUCUAAAAAGACACACUCCACCUUCACUUCCAGUUCAGCUACUUUCCCAUAUUGUUUGGUUGCUUUCCCCCUUGCUGCCCUGUUGUGUAUUUGUACCCCACCUCCUCUAGACUGUAAUCUCAUUUGAGCAGGGCCCUCAUCUACCUAUUGUUCUUGUGUAAUUGUGUUGUCUCAUUUAUUGUAAAAUUUCCCCCCUUUCAUAAUAUUGUAAAGCCCUGUGGAAUUAGUUGCCGCUAUAUAAAUACCAAUAAUAAUAAUAAUUAAAUCAUUCUUACCCUUUGGUAUGUAUUAACUAUCAUACUGGUAUUUUGGUGCCUUCUGGUGUUUGUUUAUUGUUUUUUUGGGUAUCUAUAUGGGAGUGGUCCAGUGAGUGGCAGCAUUCACCAGUAUUAUAUAACUCACUAUCUUUAUUACAUCACUUAUGCAAGCUCUUUUUGGUGCAUGUUAAAUAUCCUAGCAAUUGUCACUUUAGUGAGUAACCCUGUUAAUGAAUUUAUUCAAAUUGUUUCUCACUGAAUUCUCACGGAUUGACUAAAUGGUUACCUUAGAGCAGUGGUUCCCAGGAUUCAGAGGAACACUAAUUGGGAAACACUGAAUUAGAGCAAGAUUUCACCAAUAUUUGGAACACUAUAACAGCACAAGCUAUAUAUUUAAAACUAUAAUCUUUAUUUGCAUUCCAACACAUGUAUAAUAACAUAUAAUAUCCAAAGAAAAAUGUUUUUAGUAAAAACCAGUUUCCAUACCAGACCUAUGUAUGUCCAAACAAAUACAAAGUAGCUAGUCUUCAUAUUUAAAUGUUCAAUAACUCAACAUUACCACAAAAGUAGACGAAUAAAUAAAAAGUAAAUAAUCAGUUUGUAAUAAAGUGUUCAGUAGCACAACAUUACCAAAAAAGUAGACAAAUAAGUACCAACUAACCAAUGGAUUAUAAAACAAAAAAAGGUGCGCUGUACCUUUAAAAUUUAAAGUGCAACAAGUGCAAAAAAAAUCGUGCAAUGAAAAGUGUAUAUUCAAUAAAAUCACACUCAAUAUAAUAAAUGUGCAAAACUUGCAAGUGAAGAGUGAUAAAAAAAUAUAUAAAUGGUCACUUACAGUAGGGAAAUAUGUCUCAAUGUAAAAUGCAUAUGGUAUGGUACAUAAAAAAGAGAGAAAGCAUAUAGCAUAAUACUGUUUCAAAUAACAUAAAAACAGCCAAGAGAAAUGGAAUAAAACUCACAAGGAAAGAGCAGUGAAAGUCUGCUCUAACUUUUCAGCAUGUAAUCCACAACACAGGGAUUUGAUGACAGUGAAGAGCAGGACGCCAGCUGAAUCAAACGAUAUUUAUUUCUUCCAAAUAAAAAAACUCCUUUUCCCCCAUAGAAGGCCAGUGUCCCAUUAGAUACUUGAAGAAAUGAACACACCAGGGUUCACAAUCUCUGCAACUCGCGGCACUAUACAGGGCACUUCCGGGUUUGGAGCUCCGUGCGGUCACGUGAUAACGUGAUGACGUCGUAUGCGAACGUGAUGACGCGUUUCGCCCAGAAAAGGCUUCCUCAGAUCACGUCCUAAUACAGCUGGUCCUGACUUUUAAAGCCCACAUUGUGGGCGUGAAAUAUGUAAAUGAAUGGCCAAAGUCUCAUAUGAACGGGGUAGAUCCCCUAAAUAUCUAUAUAAAGAAGUCCCAAGCAGUAAAUGGAAUAUGGCAAAAAAAUAUGGCAAAAAAAUAAUAAUAUACAUAAUAAUAAAAGUACAUACAUGUCCCAAACAAAAUCAUGAAAUGUCAUAAACAUAUUAACAAUACUAAACAUAUAAAAUCUAAAAAGAAAGAAUCCUCCAUUAAAAUACAUAAAUGCAAUUGCACCUACUAAUGAGCGGAAAGAAGAGAGAGUAAUUAUUCUCAGAUAAAAAAUUCAUCUAAAAUAUAAAAUUCACAUAAUAAAAUUAUAUAAAUCAAAUUCAAUAUUAAGACCUUUUGGUUCAAGGGUCUCCAGUGUGUGAACCCACUUCAUCUCUUCUUUUCCUAUACAUUGAAUGAAGUUACCUCCUCGCCAUGGUUUUUUAACAAUUUGAAUUCCUAAGAAUGUGAGGCCACUAGGAUCUUUAUUAUGAUAUUUUUUUAAAAUGAGCAGACACACUAUGAUGGUCUAUGCCUUUUCGAAUAUUAUUGACAUGUUCAUAAAUUCUCUUAUGUAAAGGGCGAAUAGUUCUGCCCACAUAUUGGAGUCCGCAUGGACAUAUUAAAAGGUAUAUAAUGUUUUUAGUAAAACAAGUAAUAAAAUCCUUAAUGAUAUAUUCUUCUGUUGUAUAUUUUGUCUUGAAUUUACUAAUACCUUUUAUAGUAUUAUUUUUGCUACAUUUACAUCCUACACAUUUUCCACAUGAAUAGAAACCUUUUCUAUUCACACUUAAAAACGUAUCGGGUGCCUCCUUUCUUGGGUGAUUGAAAGUCAAAAUCUGCUUUAGGCUAGGUGCACCUCUAAAAGUGAUAAAAGGUUUCUCUGGAAUAAUUACCGAUAGUUCUCUAUCCUUUUUUAGAAGGUGCCAAUGUUUGUUAAUAAUAGAUUUCACUCUUUUAAAAUCCUGAUUAAAAUCUAAAACUAAAGGUACCUUAUCAAAUUUCCCUUGUAUUUUAUUGUAAUUACUUUCUCUAAAAACCAAUUGAUUCUGCUCCAGGUCUUUUGUUUCCUCAUAUGCUCUACAUAGUAUGUCAGUGGGAUAUUGUUUUUGGGAGAAUUUGUCUAUUAUUAUUUUUGCUUGUUCUUCAAAAACAUUCUGUUCGGUGCAGUUCCUUCUUAUCCUUUGUAAUUGGCCUUUUGGAAUAUUAUUGAGCCAGGGGGUGUAAUGCCCGCUAUUAUAUAGUACAUAGCUAUUGGCAUCUACUUUUUAAAAAAAAAAUUUGUUUUUAAAAUGCCGGCUUCUUCAUAAAUUUCCAAAUCUAAAAAUUGAAUAUUUUGACUGCUAAAAGAACUGCUAAAAUGUAAACCCCACUCAUUUGAAUUGAUACUUGUUAAAAAAAGUUCUAAAUCCAAUUGUGUGCCCUUCCAUAUAAAAAAUAUAUCAUCGAUAUAUCUAUGGUAGGAGACCAGAUUCGUCCCCCAAUUAUGGCUAUUAUAAAUAACUUCCGAUUCCCAACCUGACAUAAAUAAAUUAGCGUAACUAGGGGCGAACCUGGUCCCCAUAGCCGUACCUUGUAGUUGUAGAUAAAAUUUAGAAUUAAAAUUAAAAUAAUUAUUUUCUAAAAUCCAUCUGAUACUAUCUAUAAGAAAUAAAAUGUGUGUAUUAUUAAAAUUACUUGAUUUUUCUAGACAUUCUUGAAUCAUUUUACAUCCCUUCUCAUGAGAAAUAGAGGUAUAAAGUGCAGUUACAUCUGAAGUUACUAGAAAAAAUCAAUUUUCCCAUUUAAUAUUUUUUAUAAUUUUAAUUACAUCUGUGGUAUCCUUGAGGUAUGAUGGCAUUUCUUUAACUAAAUUUUGUAGCCAAAUAUCCACAUAUUUUGAAAGAUUAGCUGAAAUGGAUCCAAUACCGGACACAAUUGGCCUACCUGGGGGAUUCUCUAAAUUUUUGUGCACCUUAGGCAGGGUAUAAAAUACAGGCACUCUAGGGAAUUCAACUGAUAGAAACUUAUAUUCAUUAUCAUUUAAAAUACCUUCGUCUUUUCCUCUUUUUAAAAGAAUCUCUAGUGAAGAUUUUAUAUCGGAUGUCGGAUCUUUUUUUAAUACCUUAUAUAUCCUUUUGUCCUCUAAUUGUCUAUGGCAUUCCUUUAGGUAAUUAAUAGUAUCCUGGAUCACAAUACUGCCCCCCUUAUCAGUGGGCUUAAUUAUUAUUUCUUUAUUAUUUCUUAGAUUUUGUAGGGCCUUAUGUUCAUUAAAACUUAAAUUAUAUUUAUGAUUACAUUUCCCUAAUUUGUCAAAAUCAUCAAUAACAGAUUUUUCAAAAAUAUCUAUAGCACUUGUACGAUAAUUUCUAGGAUAGAAAUUUGAUUUAUUUUUUAAGUCAGUAUGAUUCUCACUUUUUCUAGUAUCUAUGUACUUAUUAAUCUCAAAAAAUCUUUUUAAAGUUAACGUUCUAGAGUAUUUCAAUAUAUCUACAUAAGCUGAGAAGGAAUUGAAUUUUUUACUGGGGGCAAAUUUUAGACCCUUAUUCAGAGUUCUAAUUUCAUCUUUACUCGGGAUAAAUUUGGAUAAAUUAAUUACUCCCUCCAAUUGGACAUUCUUCCUUUCUUUUCGCUGUUGUAGUCUUGUUCCUCCUCUGCAUCCUCUCUGACUCUUCUUCUUUUCAGGGGAGAAAAGGAAACCUUUCCUCUUGUUUUCCCUAAAAAAUCAUUUCCUCUAGAGUCUGAUUGAUCUCGUGACAAAGCUUCAUAUCUGUUUGAUAGUGAUAGAUCUCUAUUUUUGUAUAGGGGACUCUUAUUUAUAUCGAAUCUGUUGUGAUGCCUAUUCCUAAAUUCUACUUUCUUCCAUUCAUUCCCCUUAUUGACUUCAGGGGUUCUCCACUUAGGAUUAUCCCAUUUAGGGGUAUCUAAACUAUCUAUUCUCCUCCUAUUGUAUCCAUUUUGUUUAAAAUUAUACUUUGAAUUAUAAUCAUUUGAUCUUCGAUUCCCAUAUUUAUUAUUACUUCGAUCAGUAUAAUUAUUUUGAUAAUUUCUCACUUUUUUAUACUUAUAAUCGUCCAUAUCUCUUUUAUACUUUUUAUAUUUAAUUUGUUUCACCUGAUCUUCUAAUUUAUUGAGAUUAGCUUUAGUAGAUUUGGUCAAUUCCUCAUAGUCUUUAGUCUCAAUUGCUGGUUCCAAUACUUUCUGUAUUUCUUUAACCUCCUUAUCUAAGUCUGCCAAAUUCUCACUUCUACAUAAUAUGACUAUGUUCAUCAUCUCCAUUGAAAAUCUUUCAAGUGCAUCAUUCCACAUAUUGACAUAUUUUUGAUUUUUGUCAUUUUCAAAUGUAGGAGUUUUGGAGAAUCUGAGACCCCUAGGGGUGAUUUUAUCUCUCAGGUAUGUCUCUAAUGUAGCAAUCUCCCACUUAUAUUUAAUUUCUUUUGCUAGAAUUUUUUCUAGUUCAUUGAAAGUAACCUCAAUAUCAUCAUUUCUGGAGAGAUGACCAUUGUCAUAUGCAACUUUCUGUAAAUCUUCAAAACCACAUUUCAUAUUAUUCCGGUAAUCAAAAAGUGACAUAGUGAAAUUUUUUUUAAAAAGUAGAUGCCAAUAGCUAUGUACUAUAUAAUAGCGGGCAUUACACCCCCUGGCUCAAUAAUAUUCCAAAAGGCCAAUUACAAAGGAUAAGAAGGAACUGCACCGAACAGAAUGUUUUUGAAGAACAAGCAAAAAUAAUAAUAGACAAAUUCUCCCAAAAACAAUAUCCCACUGACAUACUAUGUAGAGCAUAUGAGGAAACAAAAGACCUGGAGCAGAAUCAAUUGGUUUUUAGAGAAAGUAAUUACAAUAAAAUACAAGGGAAAUUUGAUAAGGUACCUUUAGUUUUAGAUUUUAAUCAGGAUUUUAAAAGAGUGAAAUCUAUUAUUAACAAACAUUGGCACCUUCUAAAAAAGGAUAGAGAACUAUCGGUAAUUAUUCCAGAGAAACCUUUUAUCACUUUUAGAGGUGCACCUAGCCUAAAGCAGAUUUUGACUUUCAAUCACCCAAGAAAGGAGGCACCCGAUACGUUUUUAAGUGUGAAUAGAAAAGGUUUCUAUUCAUGUGGAAAAUGUGUAGGAUGUAAAUGUAGCAAAAAUAAUACUAUAAAAGGUAUUAGUAAAUUCAAGACAAAAUAUACAACAGAAGAAUAUAUCAUUAAGGAUUUUAUUACUUGUUUUACUAAAAACAUUAUAUACCUUUUAAUAUGUCCAUGCGGACUCCAAUAUGUGGGCAGAACUAUUCGCCCUUUACAUAAGAGAAUUUAUGAACAUGUCAAUAAUAUUCGAAAAGGCAUAGACCAUCAUAGUGUGUCCGCUCAUUUUAAAAAAUAUCAUAAUAAAGAUCCUAGUGGCCUCACAUUCUUAGGAAUUCAAAUUGUUAAAAAACCAUGGCGAGGAGGUAACUUCAUUCAAUGUAUAGGAAAAGAAGAGAUGAAGUGGGUUCACACACUGGAGACCCUUGAACCAAAAGGUCUUAAUAUUGAAUUUGAUUUAUAUAAUUUUAUUAUGUGGAUUUUAUAUUUUAGAUGAAUUUUUUAUCUGAGAAUAAUUACUCUCUCUUCUUUCCGCUCAUUAGUAGGUGCAAUUGCAUUUAUGUAUUUUAAUGGAGGAUUCUUUCUUUUUAGAUUUUAUAUGUUUAGUAUAGUUAAUAUGUUUAUGACAUUUCAUGAUUUUGUUUGGGACAUGUAUGUACUUUUAUUAUUAUGUAUAUUAUUAUUUUUUUGCCAUAUUUUUUUGCCAUAUUCCAUUUACUGCUUGGGACUUCUUUAUAUAGAUAUUUAGGGGAUCUACCCCGUUCAUAUGAGACUUUGGCCAUUCAUUUACAUAUUUCACGCCCACAAUGUGGGCUUUAAAAGUCAGGACCAGCUGUAUUAGGACGUGAUCUGAGGAAGCCUUUUCUGGGCGAAACGCGUCAUCACGUUCGCAUACGACGUCAUCACGUUAUCACGUGACCGCACGGAGCUCCGAACCUGGAAGUGCCCUGUAUAGUGCCGCUAGUUGCAGAGAUUGUGAACCCUGGUGUGUUCAUUUCUUCAAGUAUCUAAUGGGACACUGGCCUUCAAUGGGGGAAAAGGAGUUUUUUUAUUUGGAAGAAAUAAAUAUCGUUUGAUUCAGCUGGCGUCCUGCUCUUCACUGUCAUCAAAUCCCUGUGUUGUGGAUUACAUGCUGAAAAGUUAGAGCAGACUUUCACUGCUCUUUCCUUGUGAGUUUUAUUCCAUUUCUCUUGGCUGUUUUUAUGUUAUUUAAAACAGUAUUAUGCUAUAUGCUUUCUCUCUUUUUUAUGUACCAUACCAUAUGCAUUUUACAUUGAGACAUAUUUCCCUACUGUAAGUGACCAUUUAUAUAUUUUUUUAUCACUCUUCACUUGCAAGUUUUGCACAUUUAUUAUAUUGAGUGUGAUUUUAUUGAAUAUACACUUUUCAUUGCACGAUUUUUUUUGCACUUGUUGCACUUUAAAUUUUAAAGGUACAGCGCACCUUUUUUUGUUUUAUAUCCUUUGUAUGGUGUUUUUUGAGCUUGUGCACUUUUAGGUGCUGCUCUACCUUUAUUCUUAAUAUUUGCACUGAUACAUUUAUAUUUUUUGCGCCUAUAUUGCUUGUUUGUUUGUUUUUAACCAAUGGAUUACAUUACGCUUCCACGAAGUACAAUUGAGUAGAGAGGGGGCAACACCAAAGGGGGCAACACCAGUAGCAAAGCAAUAAAUAACUGCCUCAACAUUUCACCAAUAGUUGGAACUGUACUACUGAUUACUUUGGAUUUGUUGCUAAUUAGUAUGUUGUUUUUUUUCUAUUAGGUGGUGGAAAAGGAAUGAUUCUACAUAUAUAACACACACUUGUAUAGAGGAUGUUAUUUGUGGUUUUGGGUAUCUGUUGAUUUUUGUUAAUUAUCUCAAUACAGUUCCUGUUUCACUGAAGAGCUUCUGCCUCCUCAAUGUGGCUCCCUCUGCUGGUAGUAGCAUUGGUGCUGAUCCUCGUGUACAGAUGGCACAGGCAGAAACAGAUACUGGAAAAUCUCUCGGAUAAAUAUGUGCUGAUCACUGGCUGUGACACAGGACUUGGGAACGUCCUGGCAAAGCAGCUGGACCGGCAUGGGAUGCGGGUGCUGGCAGCCUGUCUGACAGAGAAAGGGGCUGAGGAUCUGAAGAAGGAGACAUCCAGCAGGCUGCAGACAGCAAUUGUGGAUAUUUCUGACAGUCAGAGUGUGAGCUCUGCUGUUGAAUGGGUCACUCGCAUAGUUGGUGAUGCAGGUGCAUUGACAUUUUAUAUAAACAUAGCAGGAUUGAGUUUUGUUUUAUGAAAAUCCAGCCAUCCUAGAAUGUUUCAGAAUUAUUCAGGAAACAUUAGGUCAUUUCAAAUAUUUUUGUUAAAAUAGUCAAUCUCAGCUAUUGUCACUGCCAAUUCUUCACGAUUCCAUAAUUUAGUGAAUAAUUCCAAUACAAUUUAAUGAUAGAUAGAAAUAUAAAUUAACUGUUUUACCUACAAAUUCCCUAACUUUAACUUUACCUUAUGUUCUUUUGUUAUAUAAAUUGUAUUUCUCAAUGGAAAUGUACCAUAACAACUUAAUUAUUGUCAAGACGGUCCCCUGUCUCUCUGUAUCAUUGCAAAUAGUAACUUAUAACUGCAGCUAUUUGCCCGCCCCUCCAAUGUUUGCUGUAAGAGUAACAUGCUGUCCUUCCUCCGCUGCCCAUCAAAAUAUCUGUACAAGGUGUUCACAUUUCAUACCCACCGCCCAUGACAGGCCUGACACAGCUUACUAUAGAGGAGUCUAAGCCAACGUAGCUUGUGAUUAAUAAAGCAACACUAAUCAGGCCCGUCUGGAAAUGGAUCAUUGACACCAGAUUUUUGUCAAUGGAUGCCGGUGGGAGAUAAGGAUAAUUGCUGUUCUAAAACUAUAAGUGCGCUUUUUAACGUGAUUGUUAAGGUAACAUUCAGAGAGCAGUGAACACUUUAAAAAAAAAAAAAAAAAAGUAGUAUAAUGUGAAUGUCCAGAGGUGAUCAUAAUUUUCCCAUAUUGUGGUAAUAUGAUUACAUUUGUUGAAAUUUGUUUGAGUGUCACCUAAUUCUUCUCAAUAUAUCUUUGCAGGUCUAUGGGGAUUGGUCAAUAAUGCUGGAACCAUUGUCCCCGCAGCUCCUAUUGGAUGGCUUAAAAAGGAGGAUUAUGCUCGGGUGCUUAAUAUAAACUUACUAGGAACAGUAGAUGUUACAUUGAAACUGCUGCCACUGGUUAGAAGAGCAAGGGGUCGAAUUAUUAUUGUGUCUAGUAUUCUUGGAAGGCUUUCCGUAUUUGGAGGUGGAUACGCUUUAUCUAAAUUCGGUUUGGAAGCUUUUGGUGACAGUCUUCGGUAAAUAUAUAUUAAACUAUUAAUUUAUUUAUUUACUAAAUGUCUCUGUGACCAAAAAUGUUCUUAGCAACAUUGUGAACAACUUAUUUGUCUAGUAAUGAAAAUAUUGAAAAUUGUCAAAAUAUUCAGCAGUUGUUCUUUGAUAUUGAUUUUAAAUUAAAACGUUACUCCAAAAACCAAAAACAAGUAUAUUUAAGAAAUCACGUUUUUUUUUGUUAGAGUUGCCUUUUUCUUGCCUGGUCCGCCCUAUCAAACAUAAAAAAAGAGCGAAAUCUUACAUCCAUUCCAGCGCCACUGCCAAUGACAAGUUCUAAUUCCUGCCUGAUUUUCCAUUGCUGAUAUCACUUACCUUGAGGGAGAGGGAGGGCAGGCUAAGAGGAAGACAUGGGCAGCACGACGAGGAGACAAUGCACCAUUAGCUAUCUGGAACAGCCAUAUUUUCAUAGAUUUGAUAAUAGCCACAGUAGACCUAAAGCAGAACAUAUAAAUUCCAGGCACCAUGACCACUUCAAGUCACUGAAGUGGUCAUGGUGCUUGGAGUAAACCUUUCAUUUAAGUUUUAAAACUAGCCUGCCUGGAAAGCUUUUUGGGUACAGAGGGCACUCAGCAUCAGGAUACUUAAUCCAAACUUAACUUAUGACUGUACUGUGCAAAAUGAAAAACAAUAAGAGUAUUGAGCCUUAAUGUGACUCUGUUGUACCUUUUUUUUUUAUAAAUGGGGAGUUACUGAUUGGCUUAGAGCAUUAGCUAACUGUUUGCAGCAGCCUCCCUGCCUAGCGGCACUCUAUGCUUCCUAAAGUUGCAUUAAAGAAACCAGAUGCUGUUGGGGACAGGGACAUCUGACACUGGAGAGUAAGUUUUGGGGUUAAACCACUUGAGAACGGUUUAAUCCCUUCAGGAAAGAAAGUGUCAGGUUACUUCUGGGUACCAUAAGAACUUUAUUUAGUUGAAGUUGUUACAGUGCCCAUAUAGUUAAUUUAAAUAUAUAUAUAUAUACAGCUAAGCUGUUAAUUCUUCACUGAGAAAGCUGGUUAUGUACUAGAUGUUGCUCCAUCAUCACUAUUGGGUAAACAAAAGAAACGGUCCUCUGCAAUCAGCACCUCUAUGUGACAUGUUAGGUGGGUGGGCAUGGGCGUCCACAGGAAUUUUUCCAGGGGGGGGCAUAAUGGUAAUGACAUCCAUGCUUGGUACCUUUUUGACAGUGUCAUGAAAGGGAAGGGGCAUAGCCAUUAUCACAUAAAGCCAGGGUGAAUAGCGUUUUCACAGCUAUGGUGUCACGAAUAUAUGUUUGUAUUCCUGACACUAUAGUGUUCCUUUAAGCAAAUGAAAGGACCAUUCUGGUCACCAUAACAACUUCACCUAAAUGAAAAUGCUAUGAUGCCAGGAAGCCCCUGGGUGCUCGCUUUCCUUUAAGGGGUUAAAUCGCUCUCAAAUGGUUUAACCCCAAAGGCUUCCUCCAGCUCCAGGUCACUCAGUGGUAUUUGGCUUCUGAAACAGAGUGUCAGGAAGUGCAGAUUGACAUCAGUCAUGGGUGCCGCUGAUUGGCUAGAGUGGACAGUUGACACUCUAAGCCAAUCGCUAGUUCCCGGUUCAUAAAAUAUUUUUACUUUUUUAUGAAUGGGGAGCUACUGAUUGGCUUAGAGUGCUAGCUGACCACUCUAGCCAAUCAGCAACACCCCUACCUAACGGCACUAUGUGCUUCCUGACACUCAGUAAAUAAAAGUGAACACAUUAAUACUGAUAUUUUUUUACCUUUGGAGAUGAGAAGGUCCAGCGUUUCCCUGCCUGGCCCAGGUAAAAGCCUUAUGAUGUGGUGUCCAGAAUAAAGUGGAGGGUUCACCUCAUUUGUCCUUCCUGCUCCAAUCUCCUUUUCCUCUCCUUCAUUUUUUUUCUUCUGACACUGUUUUCUAUCCUUGGCCCCUUCUGCUCUUUUACCUUUCUGCUACUUUCUGCUUAUUUUGCGCACUUCUGCUCCUUUCUCAUUCUGAUCCCUUUCUGCUCCUUGCAGACCCUUUCUGCUCACUUUUCUACUUUACCUUUGUGCUCCUUCCUGUCCCUUUCUGCUCCUUCUCCUACUUUACCUUUGUGCUCCUUCUGAUUCUUUCUGCUCCUUUACCUUUGUGCUCCUUCCUGCUCCUUGCAGGCCCUUCCAGCUCAUUCUCCUAUUUUACCUUUGUGCUCUUUCUGCCCCUUCCAGCUCAUUUCUGACUCUUUCUGCUCCUUCUACUUCACCUUUGUGCUGCUUUACCUUCCAGCUCCUUGCUGACCCUUCCUGUUCAUUUCUGUUCCUUUGUGCUCCUUCUCCUACUUUACCUUUUUUGCUCCUUGCUGUCCCUUCCAGCUCCUUGCUGCCCCUUUCUGCUCCUUGAUAUUCCUUCCUGCUCAUUUCUGUUCCUUCUCCUUUUCUUACUUUACCUUCCUGCUCCUUGCUGACUCUUCAUGUAGGCUGUCUCCCCCAUCCCUCACUUCCAUAGGCGUGCGCACGGGUUGUGUCGGGUGUGCCUGGGCACACCCUAAUCCCCGCGGCACGCCAAUGGAUUGAGACCGGCAGGGGAGAUCUCUGGAUCUCCCCGGUCGGCUCAUGCAGAGCCGACGCUAUCCGAGUGGCGGCUCUGGUCUAGGCCUCCAUGGGCCGGUGGGGAGAUCAAAGUUCUACCUCACCGGUCCACAGCAGCAUGGAGGGAGGCAGCAGAGAACCCGGGCUAGAGUUCAUUCUCCACUGAACCACCAGGGGAGGCAGCAGGACUUGGAUAUUAACUAAUCUGCCCCCACCUCCACCCAAACCUACAGCACACACACACACACACACAGCACCUACACACAGCACCUACACACAGCACCUACACACAGCACACACAGCCCACAAACAGCACCCACACACAUACAUCACCCUCACACACACACCCAGCACACUAACAGCAUCCUCACAAACACACAAAACCCACACACAACACCCGCACAGCACCCACACACAAACAGCACACUCACACACAAACAGCACCCUGACAAACACACAACACCCACACACAGCACACAAACAGCACACUAACAGGACCCGAACAAACACGCACACACAAACACCCUGUCUCACACACACACACACAGCACACUACCAGUUCCCUCACACACAGCACACAAACAGCACCCUCACACACAGCACACUAACAGCACUCUCACAAACACACACAAAAACACCCUCACCCACAUAGCACACUACCAGCACCCUCACACACACACACAGCAGAGUAUAUUAUAUAUAUAUAUAUAUAUAUAUAUAUAUAUAUACAUACAUACAUACAUACAUACAUACAUAUACACAUGGCGUGUGUUUGUGCUUUAGGGUGCACAACCUAAUGCAAUAGGCUGUGCACGCCUAUGCUCACUUCCCUAAUCUAUAGGCUGCUGCCCCCCCCAUCCCUCACUCACUCCCCUAAUCUAUAGGCUGCUGCCCCCCCAGCCUCACUCCCUAAUCUAUAGGCUGCUGCCCCCCCCAUCCCUGCUGCCUCACUCCCUAAUCUAUAGGCUGCUGCCCCCAAAAUCUAUAGGCUGCUGCCCCAUCCCUCACUCCCCAAAUCUAUAGGCUGCUGCCCCCAUCCCUCACUCACUCCCAAUCUAUGGCUGCUGCCCCAGCCUCACUCCUCCCCUAAUCUAUAGGCUGCUGCCCCCCCAAAAAAAAUCUAUAGGCUGCUGCCCUCCCCAAAAAAAAUCUAUAAGCUAUCUCAAACCCUCCCCCCAUCCCUCACUUACCUGAUCUGUAGGCUGUCUCUGUCUGCGGUUUCAAUCAGCAGAGAAGCAGGGAUAAGAUGCAGCUUCCCAUCCCUGUCUCUCUCCAUACAAGGGGCCACCUACUGGCCGGCGCCGGUAUUGCAGUUCAUUUUCAAUCACACGAAAAAUAGCAGAACAAGUUGAAUAAACAAGGGGGGGUGGGGGGAAAGUGCCCCCCCCUGCGGACGCCCAUGUGGGUGGGUGCAAAUGAAUGGGAGGUUAGGUGGGGGCUAUUUGGCAGGAUAGUUGGGUGUGUGAAAGUGAACUUGAAUUGUAGGUGAGAUGGUGGAGCUAUGUAACAAUCAAAAACAGGAAUAAUCACAUGUAGGCAGGGCAAGCUAGCAGCAGAUAAUAGCGGUCCUGACUCACCAGAAAUGGCAGGACAAGGGCCACCACAAAAAGUAAAAACCAAAACUGAGAGUCUCAUUCCGCUGGCUGAGUGCUCAGUUUGGAUAUUUAACUUUUUGUGGUAGCCAGAUAUAAUGCACUAGUAUUAAAAAAAAAACAGGCAUUCUCCUGGAACACUGGCUCCGAGGGGCAUCCUUUUAGGAAAAGGUCUCGCUGACCAGCGAAAUGCCCUCUCACUGGUGUGUUUUUUGUAUAUUGGGCGAGGCAGAUCACUGCAGACACUCUCUCGCAGUCCAAGACUAGAAGGAAUGCUUACAGUGAACUGCACCUGCCACAGGUGGAGACCAGAUGCUCCACCCACCUAACCACAAGAGAGCAGCAUCAUAACCUACUGGACCACCAAGGAAUAGAAAUUGUAGCACCCCCUGACUAAAUAUUUAAAUGUGUGAGAAGGCUGCACAUAAACACAGCCUCCCUCCCACACAGCUGGUUACCACUGUCACACUCAUCUCAUACAGAUAUUCAUACACAACCAACCAAAUACAUCACAAUCAGCCUCACACUUCAUACAUGGGCAACCACACACAUUACACUCAGCCAAACUCACACACUGUCAUAAUACACAGCCAACACACUUCUGGGUAGGAGUGCAGGGGAAGUCCGGGCCCAUCAUUUGCCUAGAGCACCAAGACAAUUUCUGACGCAGCCUCUUUAAUUGUAAUAUUCCAAUUGUGACUUCACAGCUCAUAAUAUUAUAUAACAUUUUGUAAAGAUUGCACUUGACACAAUGAUCUGUGCCUAAAGUUAAUUUCAUUAUUUUUCAGGAGGGAGCUCUCCAGCUUUGGUGUUAAGGUUUCCAUUGUGGAACCAGGUGCUUUCAAAACAUCCAUUAUAAGUUCGCCUGCAUUUGAAGGUUUGGCGCAAAUAUGGAAGAAUCUUCCUGCUGAAAUUAAAGAGAGUUAUGGAGAACAGUAUUACAAAAAAUGUGAGACUCUGUUGUAUCUUUUUAUUUGGGGUUAGAGGUUAGUAAAUUGUAGCCUGCGCUACUCGGGUCAUUAUACUUGCUUGGAGGCUUUUUUCUUAAUUUCUCCAGAUUAGUGUGACUUAAAAAGGUUGACAGGUUGAAUUGGAACUGUCACAUAGUCACUUUGAAAAUUUAGAAUUUCAAAACUUAAUUCAUAAAGCCCUAACCUUAAAAGGAUACUAUAGCCCCCACUCAGCCUCCUACCCCUUCCCCCCCCCCCACGCUCCCCAUGGCACUAGGUCGCGGCUCCGCCUACUCUGAUCUUCCUCGAAGAGCUGGCGCUAAUGCACAUGUGCUGUGCGUGCCACGUGUGCAUUAAACUUCCCAAUAGGAAAGCACUGGGCAGAGCAUGAUGACAUCCAGCAUCAGUUAGACAGCCACUAGAGGCAGACUUAGUGAUGCAAUGUAAACAUUGCAGUUUCUCUGGACAGUGCACCCAAACCACUUCAAUUAGUUACUUGGGUGCCCAUAAAGCUCUGUGAGUAGAGGCACAUCGAGGUGCUAGGCUCUGCCCCACUCGAUAGCCACGCCCUUCAUUUUAAGCUCUGCCUCCUGCCUGAAGGCCCUCAGAGCUCCUGGAAGGCUGGCUGGGCUGGAAAGUGAGCACACACAGGGAGGGGAGGGGGGUACAUAAGGGCACAGGAGGUGAGGGGGCUAAAAGGGCACAGGAGGGAAGGGGGCAAUAUAAGGGCACAGGAGGGGAGGGGGCUAAGAGGGCACAGGAAGGGGAGAGGGGCCAUAAGAAGAGCACAAAAGGGGAAGGGGCUAAGGAGGGUACAGGAGGGAAGGGGGACUAAAGAGUGCAGAGGAAGGGAGGGGGCUAAAGAGGGCACAGGAGGUGAGAAGGGGCUAAGGAGUGCAGAGGAAGGGAGAUGGCUCAAGAGGAGACAGGAGGGGAGGGAUGCAAAAGACUGCACAGGAGAGGAGGGGGCUAAAGAGGGCACAGGAGGGAGAAGGGCUACAUAAGCAGACAGGAGGGUAGAGGGGAUAAAGAGGGCACAGGAGUGGAGGGGACUAAGGAGACUCAUAGAGAUGCUGGGGGGGGAAGGCACACAGAUGGGCUGAGAUGGGACAAAGACACACAAAAAGGGGCUAAGGGGAGAUAUAGAGACACACAAAGGGGCUGGGGGGGCACAUGCACACAGAGGGACUGGGGGCACAAAGAGACUCACAGAAGGGCUGGUGAGACAACGAGGAACAUAGAAGCACUUGGGGGCAGAGAGACACAGAGGAGCUGGGGAAGGGAAAAAGAGACACACAAAUGAGUUGGGGAGAAACAGAUACACAAAUUGGCUGAGGGAAAAAGAGACACACAAAGGGGCUGGGGGAGACAAAGGCACACAGAGGGGCUGUGGGGUUGAACAGACACACAGAAUGGCUGGGGGAGAGAUAAACAAAAGGGAGGGGGGAAAAACACACACAAAGGAGUUAGAAAUAGAUGCCUGCUGGCGGAAGAAAGAGGCCAGUCACAGUUGCCAGCGCCAGCCUGCCGGCUAGCCACAGCAGCCAGCCUGCCUGCCAACCAGCCACAGCAGCCUGCCAGUCACAGCAUCCAACCAGCAACAGUAAUUAAGGUUAGAAGAGACAGCUUGAGUUGGGUAUCACAGAGCUUUGUUAUAUCACUAUAUUGUGAAAGGGGGUACCAUUUUAGAGAACACAAUCUCUAGGGCCUUUAGACUCCGUUGUAGUCUCUAAUGGGGUCUUGAGGGGACACUUAUUAACAUGCAGUUUACAUAUUUUUGGAAUUAAUAUUUUUUUAAAUAUUUUUUAAAAUUGUGGGUGUUUUUUACACACAAUCAGACACACACUACAUCCCCUGCACAAAGAGACACACUGCAUUCCCUGCACAGAUGCAGACACACACUGCAUCCCCAGCACACAUUAUUCACUACACACAUUGCAUUGCAUAAUGGAUGUGGUCGUGUUUUGGUGUGCAUGCCAUUGGUGAGGAGGGGCAAGCUUAAUUUCAAUUAUAGGAGGGGUUAUCAAAUGUAAUUUGGGGUUAAAGUCCGCAGUCCACAUAGCAACGGCCCCAGGGGAUGGGAUAGAGCCAAAAGUGGAAGAGAGUGGUGAGAUAAGCCACACAGGGAAAUUUAGAAAAAUAAACAAACAUACUGCUGAAAACAACAAUGCAUGCACACACAGUAACGUUCAAUAAAGGACACUUAUACAUACAAAUAUACACACACACGGUUUAAAAAUACAUUCUUGCACUGACUAACACAUGUCAUAAAAAUAUUUAAAAACUGCAUCUGUACAUAUUAAUAUUAUACACAAAUGUUCAUUUGAAUUCACACACAUCUGUAAAUACAUUUCUGAAUUACAAAUACAUUGAUUCUCUGCAAAAUACAUCCAGCUUACACACAGCUCAUACAAAAACACUACCAGCUGACAAGCUCUCUGAGGACAAGAUGGCACUGGUAAGCUGUUUGGAAAAAGAAAUGUCACUGAUUAGCAAUAUUGGGACAAUAACACUGGUCAGUGAUUUGGGCACAAAAAUUGCACUAUUAAGCUAUUUGGAGACAAAAGUGGCACUGAUAAGAUGGGGACAAAGAUAUUUUGAGACUAAGAUAGCACUAAUUAGCUAUAUUGGGACAGAGAGAUGGCACUGAUUAGCAAUUUUGAGACAAAGAUGGCACUGGGAAGCUGUAUGUGGACAGAGGCGACACUGUAGAGCUGGGCACAAAUAUGGCACUAAUAAGCUUUUUAGGAGUAAAGCUGGCACUGUAGGAAGUGGGUGACAUGUGACCGGGGUUGGAGGUGGAGUGAUUUCCAUAGAAAAUGGGUGUGAUUAGAAGUGUUUUGUUUGUAAAGGGGAGAUGUUAGCAAUAUAGCCACACCCAUGGGGAAGGAGAGCGCCAAAAAUAUUCUUGCACCCAUGCGUCAAUGACCCCAGGAUCGGCCCUGUGGGUGCCUAUAGUGUCCCUUCAACCAAGCCUUGAUAUGUUGUUUUAAUACAGCCAUCUUUGUCUAGUCAUGUGUAAUACUAGACUAGCAGAAUCUGAGUAUGUACAUUUUUCAGUACUAAUGUAUUCUUUGUUGCUCAUAUAGUUGCACAGACUUUUCAAGCUCUGGCUGACGCAGGAAAUUCGACAUUCUACAAAGCCACAGACUGUAUGGAACAUGCAUUAACUGCUUGUCACCCGUGGACACGUUACUCUGCUGGAUGGGAUGCAAAGUUAUAUUUCAUUCCACUUUCCUAUUUGCCAACAUGCAUAUCAGACCUGUUAACCUCUGUGUAUUUACCAAAACCCUAUCGGAGGGUGGAGUAGAAGCCACAUUUACUGGAAUCUUUUACGCACAAAAUUGAACGCACAAAAUUAUUUCACAGUCUAUUUGUCUUAGUGAUUAUUAUCAACACACGUUGCUCUUUAGCUGCAUAAAUAUCCUUUCUCCAGAAAACAAUAAUGAUUGCAUACCAGAAAACUCCAACCUGAGCAAAGUGUGUAAAGUUAAAAAUAAUUAGCAGGGUUAUUAGCUAAACUCAUAUUUUUUGCAAAUUAAUACUUCUAUUUUAAAAAUUUUGGAUAAGGUUUUCAAAUGAUUUACUAUUUUAUAUACACUUUAAAAAUUAUUUUUCUCUAAAUAUUAAAAUGUCAAAAAAGAUAUCAUAUAUAAAAAAAUUAAAUAUAUAAAUAAAUAUAUAAAUAUAUUUCUUUCUUUUUUUUUUUGUAUAAUUAAUUUUUAGUGUCAUAAAGACAGCAUUUCAGAGGUUCCACAUGUAAGGGCACCCCAGGCAUAAAAUGGGUUAAAAGCCAUUUAGGAGAUAUUCCCCUUCCAGAUAUACAGGCAGCUACCAAAGACACUAAUCCACCGAACAGGAAACCAUAUGAAUGCCGUAAACAACCGAAUAGGAAAAACCAAUACGAAUAGGUUUACACUCCUAGCAGUCGAACUGGAACAGCAUACAAUGAAUCCCCCCAAGAACGAGACAAGGCUCCGUUUUGAGGGUCAAGCAGGAACAGACAGAGCUGUGGGUUUAUUGUUCUUAUAUACACAUUCUUACACAUUAGUACCACCCACAGGGUUUUGGAAAACAACCAAUAAACACGUACAAUACACUCAGACACUCCCACACAAAAUCCUCCCCUCUGCCUGUGAUACAAUUACCUUAUACAAUGGGUAAUGUAAUUAUCACAGGCAGAGAAAUGCAGUUUUUUCAAGUUAUUCAUAAUUUUUAAAGUAUGCAUCACAUUCACAUAAAACGUACAUUUUCAGAAUCAGCAUACUCCAAAUACAAACAUACGUCAAAAUCAUAAAAAUUGGUCCGAUUGUCCAGUGGUUCAAAAGAUUGAUCUUAGUCCUUUGUGACCAAAUGAAGCAUGGCUUUUCUGCCCAAAACCAUUUCCACAGAGUCUUCUAUCCUGGAGAUUAUUGGGAAGUAAUCCAAUUAUCUCCAAGGACAGAGGCAAAACUUCAUUGAACACAUGGCAGCAAAAGACAAUAAAAUACAUAAAAAUAUAUAACUGUGCAGCUAUUGCAUAAAACAGGUACAUUCAACAUAUCCCCAGAUAGCUUAGAUCUGAGUGCACAUUAUUACUGAAUGACGCUCAUAUCACAUACAUACAGUUCAAUUGCCAUGGAGCCAAAAUCUUUCCCAUAGUCUUUCAUUAUACGAAUGGGCUCCAUGGCAUAGCUAUCUGGGGUAUCACCGCUCAAAGAGGGAAAGCACCGAAUGACCCGGCUUUCGUGUCUUUGCAGGGGAAAAUCAAGCGUUUCAACAUGGGGCCAUAGUCUAAAGGCAGCAGGCGGGCAACCAGGCUCCUCCAAUGCACAGUGGCGAGAUUGGUCUCGUCACACCACAUAAUAUACAUCACAUAACUAAUGUGUAAAAGUAGUACAUUAUGUUGCCUCGCAGGGCAUAGUACAGUGUUACAGACACAUUCAAUUUUUUACAAGCAAGUAUACUGGAUGUUAACUCAGAAUCAUAUAUUAACACAGUGUUUCUCGUUACUAUCAACCUGGCUUUGAUAAACAAAGGUAAAGCAUUAGGGCUAGUGGUAACUUGGAGAGAAAAUAGAGAUGAAUAAAUAUAUAUAUAU
Messenger RNA from Pelobates cultripes (western spadefoot toad), 31800 nucleotides. NCBI's taxonomy places the organism in Eukaryota, Metazoa, Chordata, Amphibia, Anura, Pelobatidae. The record is from the annotation of a GenBank genome assembly.